AUGCCAGCACCUUUGGAAUUACCUGAAGCAACGAUACAGCAAGUCGAUGAAACCGAGAUCAACCAUAACAACACUGAUGGUAUUUUGCCUGAAACUGGUAUUCCAAAAAGCGAUAUGGAUUAUGCUCUUCAAUUCAAUCAGUCGGUAGAAAUAAUGAAUUGGAAAGAAUGUUAUGAAAAUGGGAAGAAGGAUGGAUAUUUCAGCACUUAUACCGCACCAGCAAGUUUAAAGAGAGCGUUUUAUAAAAAAAAAAAAGCCUAAUGAGGAAUAAUAGUUGAGAGGGCAAACCAACCAAAAGAAGUUUAUGUCAGUUUAUAUCAAAAAUACAGUGAGUUUGCCAAAGAAAACCUCAGUACGUUUUUCCUUUGAAAUGAGUAUGAUAUUUUUUCAAUAAAGAGGGUGCUAGUAAGUUUGUUGAUGAGCAACGAGAGGAAUUAACCGCCUUAGUUGAAGAGUAGUCAUUACGCUUGAAAAAGUUGACAAAUAUUACCGAAAAAUAUUAAGAAUCAGGAGGUUCAAAUUAAGACAACUCCUGCCGACACUAUUACGGAAGAGAUCACGUCGCAGAAGGAACGAAAC
Molecule: messenger RNA, 579 nt
Organism: Mycotypha africana
Lineage: Eukaryota; Fungi; Mucoromycota; Mucoromycetes; Mucorales; Mycotyphaceae
Exons: 2
Coding region: 1-261 (86 amino acids)
Source: RefSeq, a predicted model, not a curated record